CAGGUGCUAUAUUGAGCACUUUGCAUGCAUUAUUCCUUUUUAAUCCUUACAACAAAGCUUUGAGGUGAUACUAUUAUUAUCCUCUUUUUUGUUUUGUUUAAAUGAGGAAACUGCAGGCUAGAGAGAUUAACCAGCCCAAAGUUAUACAGUUGGUAAGUGGUGUAGCUAGAAUUUAAACCUAAUUUGACUUGUACUCUAUAUUGCAAGGAAGUGAAUUUGAAAUAGUGUAGGUUGGACUUUAAAGAUACUGUUUACUACUGAGAGCAAAGAGAAAUAGCUAACGUUGAAAACUUAGAGUAAGCCAGAAAUUUUUCUAAGCAGUUUACAUUUAUUGACUCAUUUGAUACUCAAUAUAACUCUACCUGGAGAUACUGAUAUUAUCCUGUUUAACAGGUGAGGAAGCUGAGGCACAGAGACAUUAAAUAACUUGAUCAGGGUCACACAGCUAGCAAAUUCUGAAGCCAGGUUUCAGACCUAAGCAGUUGAUUUCCAGACUUUCUGCUUUUAACCCCUACAUCAUACUGCCUCUCACUAACUGGUUUCCUUCAAGCAGAAUGGUACCUUUCUACUUUCCUCCAUCAAAAUGUGCACUUUGGAACCCAAUGCCAGUUGGAGAUUUCAUCUACUUACAUCUUAAUUACUACAGAAAUCCAAAGCUUGUGGUAACCGAAAAGGCCAUCCGACUUGCUUGUCGUCAUGCUAAGCAGAAUAAAAAAAACUUGCCAUGUUUUUUACUUGGUUCUCUCACAGUAGAUGAAGAUGAAGAAAGUGUAACGUUGACAGUAGAUCGUUUUGAUCCUGGUCGAGAAGUACCUGAAUGCUUAGAAAGAACCCCUACUGCUUCUCUUCCUGGGGACUUUGUGAUUCCAUGUAAAAUUCAUACUCAAGGACUUUCUUCAAGAGAAAUAAUAGUUCACAGUUCAGAUGACUUCAGUUCAGCUUUUAAGGCUCUGGAGCACCAUGUGUGUAGCAAAGAUUCCUUGGAUUGUGGUAAACUGCUCUCCCUCAGAGCUCACGUCACUUCCAGGGAGAGUCUGGACAGUGUGGAUUUUGACUUGCACUGGGCAGCAGUAACUCUAGCAAAUACCUUUAAAUGCACACCUGUGAAGCCCAUCCCCAUUAUUCCAACAGCUCUGGCGAGAAACUUGAGCAGUAGUCUGAAUAUUUCUCAAGUUCAAGGUACCUAUAAAUAUGGAUAUCUUACCAUGGAUGAAACACGCAAAUUGUUACUUCUGCUGGAAUCUGAUCCCAAGGUUUAUUCUCUACCAUUGGUGGGAAUUUGGCUGUCUGGAAUUAUACAUAUCUAUAGUCCUCAGGUAUGGGCUUGCUGCUUGCGAUACAUGUUCAGUACUUCUAUUCAAGAAAGGGUUUUUUCAGAAUCUGGAAAUUUCAUUAUUGUUCUCUAUUCUGUGACACAUAAGGAUCCUGAGUUUUAUGAAUGCCUCCCUUGCGAUGGCAGGUUAUCUGACCUUCGAUUCCAGCUACUAACCAGCAGGGAAACACUACAUCUUUUCAAAAAUGUUGAACCUUCUGACAAAAAUCCAAUCUGUUUUGAAUUGAGUCCUGGGUGCCAAAAUGCAGAAACAGAGUUUUUCAAUAAAGUUUCGAAGAAUCUUUCAAUUAAGAGGUCCUCUCAAAAGUCAUCUCUAGGGAAAAUGCCAAUAAAUGAUCACGACUCUGGUGUUGAAGAUGAAGACUUUUCUCCAAGACCAAUUCCUAGUCCUCAUCCAGUAAGUCAAAAGAUCUCUAAGAUCCAACCAUCGGUUCCUGAACUUUCACUUGUGUUGGAUGGCAAUUUCACAGAAUCAAACCCUCUGCCUAACCCAUUGGCAAUGGUGAAUAAUGAAAAUCCUCCUUUGUUGAUUAACCACUCUGAACACUUGGAGCCGUUGCAACCCCAGCUUUAUGAUGAGAAACACAACCCAGAAGCUGAAGCUGGAGAGCCUUCCUUGAGAGAGCUACCAAAUCAUUUAAACCAAGGCAUUGCUCCUUUGAGACACUGCAAAGUAAGACAGCCAUCUGUCUGUAAGAAAGGGAACCCCCAUAUCAGGAACAGUGUUAAACCAACUUCUCUUGAUGGGCCAUCUCCUGAUACAUCUGAAAAGCUUCAAACAGUUUCUGCUGGAAAUGUACACAAAGAAGAGUAUCCUUUAAGAUCCUCCACAUUUAAUUCCAGGCAGUCUUCUCUUGCCUCUCAGACCUACCCACACAAUUUUGUUUUUUCACCCCAUAAUUCAGGAAGACCAAUGGAACUUCAGAUACCGACUCCCCCCACACCAUCUUACUAUUCCACAAAUGUUUGCAGUUGUUGUCAGCAUCAUGGCCAUGUUCAAUAUAGUCCAAUAAAUUCUUGGCAAGGAAUGAAUACAGUAGGAUCUGUUCAAGACCUCCAGUCUGAAGCCCUUCAGAAACACUCACUAUUUCACCCAAAUGGAUGUCCAGCUCUGUACCAUAAUGCAUUCUAUUCUUCCAGUAGUCCUAUAGCCUUGAGACCUCAGGGAAGCAUGGGUGGUUGUUCUCCCCACGGCAAUGCAGAACCAUCGCCUGUGGCAAGACUCCCUUCGCAUGUGGACUCAUGUAACCCACGGCCUUGUGCAGUAUGCAUGCACACACCCAAGACUGGGUCAGAUAAUGGAAUGAUGGGACUAUCUCCGGAUGCAUAUAGGUUCCUCACAGAACAAGACAGACAGCUGAGACUACUUCAGGCACAGAUUCAGCGUUUGUUGGAAGCACAGUCUUUGCAGCCCUGUUCCCUUAAGACAACCACUGUUGAAGACACGGUGCAAGCUGCAAGCCAAAUGGAGUUGGUUUCCAUGGAAGCACGGUCUUCCCCUGAUUUGCACAUGAGAAAAAGUGUAAGCAUUGCUGUGAGCACAGGUGCCAGCCUGUUUUGGAAUGCAGCAGGUGAUGAUCCAGAGCCGGAAUCUCAGCUGAGGCAAGAUGACACCAAGAUUUCCAGUGAGGACAUGAAUUUUUCUGUUGAUAUUAAUAAUGAAGUCACAAGUACUCCGGGUAGUGCAUCUUCAUUGAAAGCAGUUGAUAUUCCCAGUUUUGAAGAGAGCAACGUUGCUGUGGAAGAAGAAUUUAACCAGCCACUUUCUGUGUCCAACUCUUCUCCAGUUGUGACAAAAGAACCUGAUGUGCCUGUGUUCUUUCCGAAUUCCGUGCUGGCAGAGAGUGUAAGCAUGUGCUUACACAGUGGACCAACAGAGGGUGCUAAUAACAGCUCUGUAACAUCAGGGGAACCACAAAUUGAGCAAGUAACGCAACCUUUGCCUCAUCAACCAUCAGAUAACCAGAAAAUAUACCAGGAUUUAUUGGGUCAAGUGAACCACCUAUUGAAUAAGUCAGUCUGUGAAGAGACUGAGCAGCCAUCUACCACAGCAGUAGUUAUCAGCCACGAAUGCACCAGAACCCAAAAUGUUUACCAUACAAAGAAAAAAAAACAUGAUUCAGGACUGGUGGACAAAGAUUGUGUUCUUAAUGCAACCCUUAAGCAACUAAGAAGCCUUGGAGUAAAAAUUGAUUCUCCCACUAAAAUCAAGAAAAAUGCACAUAAAGUAGAUCAUGCCAGUGUGUUGGCACGCAUCAGCCCUGAAGCAGUGAUCUCUGGAUUAAACUACAUGUCAUUUGCUAAUGUUGGCAUGAGUGGUUUAAGCCCCAGUGGUAUGGAUUUGAGCAUGGAGGCAAAUGCUAUAGCUCUGAAAUAUUUAAAUGAAAAUCAGCUUUCACAACUGUCUCUUACUCGAUCAAACCAAAAUAACUGUGACUCAUCUUUUAGCUUUCUACAUAUUAACACAGACAGAAGCAGUGUGGGGCUUAGUUUAAUUUCACCAAACAAUAUGUCAUUUGCAACCAAAAAAUAUAUGAAGAGAUAUGGACUCAUACAAAGCAGUGACAAUAGUGAAGAUGAAGAGGAGCCUCUGACCAACACAGACAGCAAGAGUGAACAUUUAUUGAAUCAAAACCUUACAUCCAUACCUGAACAACUUGAUCGUCAGCAAGAGCCCUCUAGGAACGGCUGUGAGAUAAUUAAUUGUUAUAGCUGUGAAUCUGUGGGCACCCCCCCAGAUAUGCCAGUAUUGAGAAAUAUUACAAAUGAAGUUCUUCAGCUAAAAGCAGCACAGCAGUUGCAUGAAAACCCAGCAUUCUUUUUAAAGAACCUUAAACCAAGUCCCGCAGCGAACCUCCGAACUGGAAAAGCAGAGUUUACCCAACAUCCUGAGAAAGAAAAUGAAAGGGACGCUCCACUUUUUCCUGAAAGUUUAAAACCUUCUGAAACUUUAAAGCAAAUGAAUAGUAUGAAUUCAGUAGGCACCUUCUUAGAUGUAAAGCGUCUCAGACAGUUGCCAAAAUUAUUUUAAACCUUUAACUCCCCACCCUCCUGACAUGAGGACAGGCUGUCUCCUGAAGAUCCUGAGGGAAGCCGGAGCCUUUGGUGCUUUGGGAUCCUAGUCACUGUAGGGUCUCUCUCUUUCUUGGUAGCAGCUGAUUGCAAAGAGCUGAACAAGUGACCUCAUUGUCUAUGAGAUGGCUGGCUAGUAGGAGGGCUAAGUUCCCUUUGUUCAAAUAGAGCUGUUCGGCAUCACUGAAACCUUUUUUAAAAAACCAAAUCCUGAGAUCAGUUAUUUCAACAAAUUUAGGUAAACAGAUACUAUCCAACUCUGAAUCCCAACUGCUCUCUUAUACUGUACGUUUUGAAAAGUCCGUUUUCCUAGCAUGUUGCAUCUCUGCAUCUACCAAGUCACCUAAAAGAACGUAAGGUUAUCAUGACGCUGACUAAAUUAGCUAAAUGAACCCUUAUUGAAUUUAAGGGACAAGUUGUCUUAUUUAGAAUACCUUAAGGUCUUUUAUACAAGGAGUGUAUAUGUCCUCUUAAUUAGGGCGCAUAUUAAGUUCUGUGGCAGUAGAACUUUUGCAGACUGGUGGGUUGAUGUUAAUAUAACAUUUUCAACAUAUCUAUCACAGGAUAAGAAAAUUAUUGUGUGUGUGUUUUAUAAAC
Messenger RNA from Equus quagga, 5002 nucleotides. RefSeq names its product STIL centriolar assembly protein (gene STIL). Bases 555 to 4364 code for a protein of 1269 amino acids. The transcript has 16 exons. The record is from RefSeq and is a predicted model, not a curated record. Lineage: Eukaryota; Metazoa; Chordata; Mammalia; Perissodactyla; Equidae. Gene Ontology annotation, cellular component: centrosome; centriole. Gene Ontology annotation, biological process: smoothened signaling pathway; protein localization to centrosome; centrosome duplication.